CCCGGAGGGGCCGGGCAGGCCCGCGGCCGCGGCCCAGGCUGGCGGAGAGCGCGGCACCCCCCGGCCCCGGCGGAGGGGAUCGAUGGUGGUCGGCCCCGGAGGCGGCGGAGCCCUAGGCCCGCCGGCGGCAUGGCGUGGGCCGUGCUGUUUGUGGCCGCGUUGGUCUGGGAGGCCCGCGGCCGACCGGACUCCAACGGCAGCGCGGCCCCGGGGCCCGCGAGCGGCGGGGGCUACCUGAGCAUCGGGGACGGCUCGGCCCUGGAGUUCGAGUUCCCCGAGCGGAGCCGGGGGAUCAUGGUGAUCUCCAGCCGGUACCCCCGGGGCAACGGGACGGGCCCCGAGCUCCAGCCCGUCUUGACCGUCAGCUCCCUGGACCCGGAGGUGCUGACCAUCGAGAACGUGAGCGCCGCCUGCUGCGGGGCCGGGGCCGGGGGCCGGGCCCGGGGCAGCUUCGUGGUGAGCAUCCGGUCGGGGCCGGCCGGCCUGGCCCCGCUGCGGCUGCGCCUGCUGGACCGCCGGCGGGCGCUGAUCGAGGAGCGGCGGGACUUCCGCAUCAAGGUGUCGCCCCCGGAGGGCGACGGCGGAGGGGAGGGGGCCGCCCGGGCCGGGGGCCUGGUCCGCUUCUCGGAGAACCCCGUGCUCUACCUGCUGCUGCCCCUCAUCUUCGUCAACAAGUGCGCCUUCGGCUGCAAGGUGGAGCUGGAGGUGCUCCGGGGGCUGGUGAGGCACCCCCACCCCGUCCUGCUGGGCAUCCUGGGCCAGUUCAUGGUCAUGCCCCUGUACGGCUACCUGGUGGCCCGCGCCCUGACCCUGCCCACGGCGCUGGCCCUGGGGCUGGUGGUCACCUGCUCCGCCCCCGGGGGCGGCGGCGGCUACCUCUACAGCCUGCUCCUGGGCGGGGACGUGACCCUGGCCAUCUCCAUGACCCUCGUCUCCACCGUGGCGGCCACGGGCUUCAUGCCGCUGUCCUCGGCCUUCUACGGCCGCCUGCUGGGCGUCCACGAGACCCUCCACGUGCCCUUCGCCAAGAUCCUCGUCACCCUGCUCUUCAUCGCCAUCCCCAUCUCGGCCGGCGUGCUGAUCAAGUGCAAGCUUCCCGGCCUCUCGCGGGGGCUGCUGCUGCUCAUCAAGCCCUUCAGCUUCCUGCUCAUCCUCGGGGGGCUCUUCCUGGCCUACCGCAUGGGGGCCUCCAUCCUGGCCGACGUCAGGCCCCCCGUCGUGGUGGCCGGGGUCACGGUGCCGCUCUUCGGCCUGCUGGCGGGCCACGUCCUGGCCUCCUGCCUGAAGCUGGCGACGCCCCACCGCCGGACGGUCAGCUUCGAGGUGGGCGUGCAGAACAGCCUCCUGGCCCUGGCCGUGCUCCAGCUCUCCUUCCGCCGCCCGCAGGCCGACUUCGCCUCCCAGGCCCCCUUCAUCGUGGCGCUCAGCGGCACCUCGGAGAUGCUGGUCCUGGUGGUCGGCCACUUGGUCUACAGGAGACUGUACCCCUCCCCCUGAGGCCCCGCGCCCCGCCCCGGGACUCCCCUGAGGCCUCCGGGCCGCCCUCCCCGGUCCGUCCGUUCCCCCGCCGUCCCCACCCCUGCCCGGGGCCCCGCCCCCCCGCUGGGUGAAUCACUGGAAACCAAAGGCCUUCUGCCCAACCUGCACUAUGCACUCGGAGAGCCCGGGCUUAUUUUUGUACCGAUGUUUUUAUACUCCUGCCUUGGCUCCGGUUACCCGGGCGCCGCCAGGCGGGCCGGGGAGGUCGCCCGCCUGGCGUUCGGGAUCCAAUAAAGAGGGAGCAGGACACUCUGA
This is a messenger RNA of Ornithorhynchus anatinus (platypus), 1794 nucleotides long. RefSeq names its product solute carrier family 10 member 3 (gene SLC10A3). Gene Ontology annotation, molecular function: bile acid:sodium symporter activity. The record is from RefSeq and is a predicted model, not a curated record. The transcript has a single exon. Bases 130 to 1497 code for a protein of 455 amino acids. Gene Ontology annotation, cellular component: membrane. Gene Ontology annotation, biological process: bile acid and bile salt transport. Lineage: Eukaryota; Metazoa; Chordata; Mammalia; Monotremata; Ornithorhynchidae.